Aspergillus calidoustus is the source of this 729-nucleotide messenger RNA. The record is from the annotation of a GenBank genome assembly. Lineage: Eukaryota; Fungi; Ascomycota; Eurotiomycetes; Eurotiales; Aspergillaceae.
AUGGCUUCGCGUCUUGCUAAGAGCGCCAUUGGUGCUGCCCGCCUGCGGCCGACCCUUCCCACGCGCAACAUCGCUGCCAUCAACCUCUCCGCAACCCGCGCUGCUUCGAACGUCCCUGCCGAAGACCCCAAGCAGAAGGCUCAGUCGAUCCUCGAUGCUCUCCCAGGCAGCUCUUUGGUCUCCAAGACCGCCAUCCUCUCCGCGACCGCCGGUCUUUCCAUCGCCGCUAUUAGUAACGAGCUCUACGUGAUGAACGAGGAAACCGUUGCUGCCUUCUGUCUGCUCAGCGUUUUCACCGCUGUUGCCAAGUACGGUGGCCCUGCUUACAAGGAGUGGGCUGAGGGCCAGGUUCAGAAGCACAAGGAUAUCCUGAACGCCGCCCGUGCCGACCACACCAACGCCGUUAAGCAGCGCAUUGAGAACGUCCAGGAGCUGUCCAGCGUUGUUGAGGUCACCAAGCAGCUCUUCGCUGUUUCCAAGGAAACCGCCCAGCUCGAGGCUCAGGCCUACGAGCUCGAGCAGCGCACCGCUCUUGCAGCCGAGGCCAAGCAGGUACUUGACUCGUGGGUCCGCUACGAGGGCCAGGUUAAGCAGCGCCAGCAGCGUGAGCUUGCCGACAGCAUCAUUGGCAAGAUUCAGAAGGAGCUCGAGAACCCCAAGGUUCUCCAGCAGAUCCUCCAACAGAGCGUUGCGGACGUUGAGCGCAUCAUGUCCUCCAAGGCCCAGUAA